UGCAGCUCCAAGUUCCUCACCGCGCCUCGAACGUUAACGGAAUUUUAAACACUACUCGAAAAAAGAAGCAGAACCUGCAUCAUUUGCAUAAAGCAAAUAGAAAUCGAAUCGAAACGAAACAAAAAUAGCUCUGGCAAAACUUGACUUGGAUUUUGAUUUUGUGUAUCGUUUCCCUAUCGCUUAUCUGACAUAUCUGACAUACCUGACAUUACCCGCGCGCCCCGCCAUCGUGUUUGUUUCAAAAGAAAAUAGUGCAACGAUAUUGGAUUGAUCUAUCGGGAGAUACCCACCAACAAAAAUACGAAAUUGGAUUCGGAGUUUCGGUGAAUCAUGCGAGUCUCAUUGGCACUGUGGGGCACUCUGUGCCUGUGGGUGGUUACGGCGAAUGCACAGGGAUUUAUUGCGCCACCCAACGCGGGUCUUCAUAAUGCGCCCUUUCACAACUCGCAUCGUCGCCAGCUGAAUCUGCAGCAGUACAAUCAGCAAAACUUUGUCCAGGCAGGCGUCGAGCUGCCCAUUCCCCACCGCCAGCAGCAGCAGGCGCAACACACCCAUCUGCACCACCAGGCACCGCAGCAGCAUCGUUUCGGCCAGUUCCCACAGCACCAGCAGCAGCAGCAGCAGCCGCUGGCGCCCACCCAGCAGCAACCCCACGGCAAUCAGCAGUUCCAACGGUCCACCCAAAGCCAGCUGCAAACGGCUCCUCAAUUCCCUCAGCAGCAGCAUCAACAACAACAGACGCAGCAGCAGCUGCCCUCGGCUUCCAGCAAUCUGGAUCUGCAUCAUCAGAACUUCUUGGACUUGCGUAACUACGCAGGCUCCCAGCAGCAACAGCACCCCCAUCAACAGCAGCAACAGCAACAACAGUUGCCCCAACGCCACAAGCAAUUUGACUCCCGCUUGCAGUCGACCGCUUUCCCACCACAACCCUCGAGGGAAACCUACCAGCAACAGCAAACCCAGCAGCAGUUUUCCUACCAGCAGCCCCAGCAAUUCGGAUCUCAAGUUUUGCCUCAGACCACACAGAAGUUGCCCAGCCAGGCGCCUGUGCCCACCUUCCAGACUAUUCCACAACAGACUCCGCAUCCCAUCCAGCACCAGCAACAGCAGCAACAGCAGCAUGGCCAAUUCAACUAUCAGCCUCAGCCAGCCCUUCCGCAGUACCAAUUGACACCCCAGCUGGGUCUGCCUGUGCCUCCACUCUUCAGCACUUUGCAGUCCACACCCUUUCCAGCGCAGCCCACGAGAGAAGCUUUCCAGCAGCAGCAGCAGCAGCAGCAGCAGCAGCAGCAACAGCAACCCCAAGGUCAGCAAUUCCAGCACCAAUUUGUGAAUGCUCCCGCUCAGCACCAGCCAGCAGAUCAGGAGUACAAGCAGAAGCUCAUCCAGAAACACGAGCAGUUUGUGGCCAAGCAGUACGAGAAGUCACAGCACAAGGUGCGCCAGCAGCAUGAGGAGUUCCUGGUUAAGCAGCACCAGAUUAAGCAGCACAUCCUGCCGACGAUCAUCACCCAGCAUAAUGGAAACUACCAGCACUCGCCCUAUGGCGUAGGACCGCCACGUGGACGCCCGGUGGCCCAUCCCACCGAUUACAACCAGUUCAACAGCGCCCUACAGCAGUACUACAAGGAGCACCCAACCACGACGACGACCACGACAACGACAACCACCACUGAGGCCACCACCACGCCCAAGAAGAACAUCUAUGCCCAGGUCAAGUCGGAGCUCGGAAAGUAUCCCAGCCAGAAGGGCGCUGGCAAGAAGCCUGUCAAGACCUUUGCCCGGGAUGAUCUAUUGAAGCAGCUGAAGGCAGCCCUCUCAGAAGCCCCGCAGCAGCCCUUGACUGGCAACAAGACCUACGACGAAAUGGAUCUUCUGCUGCCCAAUGGCCAGAGAGUCCAGGUGAUACGCACCACGGAUCCCAACCUUGUGCAGGGUCAGAAAGCUUAUUCCCAGGAGCAGCUGCAGACCCUGCUGGCCCAACAAGCGCUGGGAUCAGAGGCCAAGUUGAGCCUCAGCGAUGUGGCUCCCAGCAAGAGUAAGGACCUGGAACUGCCCGGUGGUGGUAAAGUGCAAAUCCUGCGGUCCCCAGAUCCCCAGGAGUCCGACACCCUCCCAACCGGAUCGCUGCCGGGAGGUGUAGAUCUGUCCAGCCUGGCAGCUCUAUAUGGUGGUGGAGCCGGCGACAUACAGGGCAUUAGCAGUGGAGCCAACAGCAUCGCCAGCUCGGCCGUCAUCACUUCAGAUUCGGAUGAACCACCCUCCCUGGAAGAGCUGGCCAAGCGUGGACUUAUUCCCGAUGGCUAUGAGAUCGAGGGUCUAAGCCCAAAGUCCGAGACACAGGCAACGCCAGCACCGGCGGUACCGGCCAAGAAGAAGGCCACCUACGUGUACCUCGAAGAACAGGCCGAUGGCAGCUUCAAGAUCCAGGGAGUGAAGGCCAAUGGCGAGAAGGAAACCAAGCAGACUGGCGCGGAAGUCGAGAGCAUUCUGGAGAGGAUCAGGAAUGGUGAGAUCAAGCUGCCCCCUUCUGUGUCCCGUCUGACCCUUCCCAACGAUGAGCUCGUGGAGAUCAAAAGCGGAAAGAUCAUCCAGACCACCCGGGCCCCACUGACAACGACCAGUAGCACAACAACCACCACAACGACCACACCAGCUCCAUUUGUUUCUCGCGGCACGCCCAGCAAUCAUCGUCAGUAUCAUCCCUCCCGGACAUCGACCACCAGCACAACGACUAGUCCGCCCUACACUCCUCGCUACAGCCCCAUCUAUGAAAGCAGCACCUCCAACGCGGCAGCUGCGAGCCUGAUCCGCACCACGCCCGCUCCAGUGUAUAGCUCUUCGCCGGUGACAGCCUCUUCGUACCUGGGAGGAGUCUCUGUCUCCACCCACCUGCCAGUGGUUACCGAACGUCUCUCGGAUCUAGCCCACACACCGGAGCUGCUGCCACCUGCGCCUCAGUAUGCUGACGCUCUUGUCCAGGAAACCGAGAAUACAGAGAAGGCAGCCCAGGCUGGUCCGGGUGUUACCUCCGUUCUGUCCAAUCCGAGCGAGGAUUUGCUGCAGAUAUUGAAGUCGAAUGGGCUCUUUGCUAUGGCCAAGUACCUCCGCCAGUCGGGAUUGGAUAGCAUUCUUAAUGAGACAGGACCCUACACCAUAUUUGUGCCCACUGACAAGGCCUUCAAAAAUCUCCUGGUACAAUUGGGUGGACCCGAGCGCGCAGAGGAGAAGUUCCAGUCCAAUCCAAGACUGCUGAGUGGGUUAUUACUUCACCACGUGAUCCCUGGAGCCUUUGAAAUUGCCACGUUGCAAGACGAGAUGACGGGCGUGUCCCUGGCUGGAACCCAGCUCCGUGUCAAUCAGUACAAUAUGCACGACCAGGAGUGGAACGAUGUCACUCUCACUACCAUCAAUGGAGCCAUGGUUGUGCUGAAUAAGAAGGACAUCAAGAUCCCUCAGGGAGUGGCCCAUGCCGUGGAUCGUGUCAUGUUCCCACUGCCCGUAGGAGAUCUUCUGCAGACUCUGCAAUCCGAUCGCGAGGGUCGCUUUAGCAACUUCCUCAAAAUUCUUUACACCUCUGGACUGUCCGAGAAGCUGCAGAGCAAGGGUGUAAAAACGUACACUGUUUUUGCCCCAGUGGACAAGAGCUUCAGUGAACUGGACUCGGACACGCUGGAGAAGCUAUACAAUGAUAAGGAAGCCGCCGAGCAGUUUGCCAUGAAGCACAUAGUACCUGGAGCUCUCUUCUCCGCUGGUAUGCGUUUCUACCAGGUUAAGGACUCGCUGUACACGGGCAAGACCGUGAUUCUGCAGAAGACCUCUGCUGGAAAGAUCAAGGUGAAUGAUGCCCAGAUGGUCACAUCCAACAUCCCUGCCACCAAUGGAGUGAUCCAUGCCUUGGACGGCGUUCUUUCGUGAAGAGAUUAAAAGCUGUCUGAGGAGAUUAUAUCGGCCUUGUUAUCGCAGUUUUUCGUGUAGCCUUAAGAGUUAGAUUAAGCGAGGAGGAGAAGGAGUCUUCAUCAACCACAUCCAAAAUUGUUAGUGAAAUCUUGCCAACGCCUUGGGAGGGCCGAAACAAAUUGCCGUCUUUCGAAAACAGGUGCAAAUCCGCAAUUAGACAGAGAUGUACACAAAGAUUUGGUGCUUUCAUCAACUUUCCUGUAUUGUAUCUUUUUCGCCUUCAUCAAACAGUCAUUACAAAUAGUUCAAUUUAAGAGAAGAAAUGUGUAAAAAACCAAGAGUAUGGAAAAAG
Drosophila persimilis is the source of this 4252-nucleotide messenger RNA. Its product is annotated as putative mediator of RNA polymerase II transcription subunit 26. The record is from RefSeq and is a predicted model, not a curated record. The coding region runs from base 331 to 3918 and encodes 1195 amino acids. Lineage: Eukaryota; Metazoa; Arthropoda; Insecta; Diptera; Drosophilidae. The transcript has 6 exons.